CCAAGGGUCAGGACAAAGCUUCAGCCUGCAGGUACCAGGGACAACAUGGGGCCAGGAGAGACCGUGUGGUAGCCUCCUGCCCUGGCUCUUCUUCCUGAGAGCCGAAGACUGGCAUGACUGAGAAAGGGAGCUAUGGACUUAGACUUCAUAUACCUGCUUUGCCUGGGGCUCUGCCUGUGCUAUGGAGAUGAGGAAGAUGGAGAGGAACUUCCCAGGCCUUCCAUCAGUGCCUGGCCCAGCCCUGUGGUCAAGCGCAAGAGCAAUGUCACUCUGCGAUGCUGGACUCAUUUCCAGAACGUUACAGUCACCCUGGGAAAGUUGCACAGCUCAGAGUACCAGCAAGAGCGGAGGUCAGUGGGGAAGGAGGCCGAGUUCUGCCUCACUAACCUGCAGCCUGAAGAUGCUGGCCGGUAUUUCUGCGCCUACAGACCAGCAGCCUCCCUCAAGUGGUCAGGACAGAGUCAGCAUCUACAGUUGGUGGUCACAGGCUAG
Messenger RNA from Acomys russatus (golden spiny mouse), 492 nucleotides. RefSeq names its product V-set and transmembrane domain containing 1 (gene Vstm1). Lineage: Eukaryota; Metazoa; Chordata; Mammalia; Rodentia; Muridae. Gene Ontology annotation, cellular component: plasma membrane. The transcript is spliced from 4 exons. Bases 133 to 492 code for a protein of 119 amino acids. The record is from RefSeq and is a predicted model, not a curated record.